Molecule: messenger RNA, 1389 nt
Organism: Capronia epimyces CBS 606.96
Lineage: Eukaryota; Fungi; Ascomycota; Eurotiomycetes; Chaetothyriales; Herpotrichiellaceae
Exons: 1
Coding region: 1-1389 (462 amino acids)
Biological process (GO): transmembrane transport
Cellular component (GO): membrane
Molecular function (GO): transmembrane transporter activity
Source: RefSeq, a predicted model, not a curated record
AUGCUCCCAUUCCUCAUCUACUGCCUAGCCGUCGGGGCAGUUGCUGUUCCUAAGAUCAAUAUCAUCCUGGCCCUGAUGUGUCUCAAGAGUCGGCCGGGAGAUACAGACCGGAAUUGGAAAAAUAUCAGCAGAGGUGAAAUUUGUACUGAUCCGACUGUUUACGCUGAAAUGGGCUGGUUUGUAGGUUGUGGGAACCUGCUCUCCGGCAUUUUGUGUGCUGUCAGCAGUCCUUGUCUAGGAGCAUGGUCUGACCGCUAUGGACGCAAACCUUUCAUCGCCUUCAGUGCUCUGGGGAUGUUUUGCGGUGACGUUAUUUCCGUGGUGGCUGCGUGGUUCCCGAACAGGAUAUCCGUGUAUUGGAUUUUGCUGGAGUUUGUCAUCGGUGGACUAACUGGCGCAUUCCUCACCAUCAUUGCACUAACCCAGUCGUAUAUCACAGACAUCACGCCGGCCGAGAAAAGGGCAAAGGUCUUCUCGUUGCUGCAUGCAUACCUCUGUCUAGGACUAGCUUUGGGACCUGCCGCGGGAGCAUUCCUCGUUCGAAUGAUCCACAAUGGAGACAUGCUGUCUGUCUUUUACGUUGCCGGGGCGUGCCAUGCUCUGUUUAUCUCAUAUGUCCUUGUGGGCAUUCCAGAAUCUUUGCCGGCGCCUUCAAUUCAGCCGGGAGAUAAACCUUCGUUCCCGGAUACCUGGCCGGUCAGCAGGAAGCUCAAAAACGUCUUUCUCUGUCGCAUGAUGCCGCUCUCAGUUCUCGGGUCUUUGCCACUGACUGCCUUGGCUGGUGCUCAGAAUAACCUUGCAACCCUUGCAGCUAUUGAUGCUCUCUCAUUCGGUGUACAGAUUGGUCUUCCGGCUUUGCUGGUACUCUUGUCAGAGUACCACCUCCAAUGGACAAACUUAGAAGCGAACCUAUUCAUCUCCGCGACCAACAUGACACGUGCAACUAUCUUAGCGAUCUUUCUCCCCACAGCAAUCAAGUUGAUGAGCUCUACUUCUUCGAAGCCAGGACCGUCGGUGAAAGCACCACCAUCGUCCCCCAGUCUUCUGAGGCUCAGCAUGAGAAUCAUUCGGCCAUGUAUACUGCUGGUAGAUCUCUCUAAUAUCGGCUUCGUUAUUUCCAGGACUUCACUCCCAUUCACCCUGUCCGGGAUAGCUUCUGCCGCUGGCGCUCCUGUUUCGCCUCUCGUACAAUCAUCCAUGACGAUCUACGUAACGCCGGAUAGGAUAGGAGAGCUCUUCGGCGCCAUCAGUCUCCUUCAUUCACUUUCCAGGGCACUUGUACCUGCACUGAUGCAGUUCGUAUACAGUCUGACACUCAGGACUGCACCUGAGGCUCUAUUCUUGGGGCUGGGUAUUCUAUUCGGUAUUGUAUUUCUGGUAACUUUUUAG